GACCGAUAACAUCGACAUGUCGUCAAGCAUUCAGAAAUCAAGCGAGUAAAAUGUCACCGGCUGCAGUAAAAGAGGAGCCUCCGCGUCACCAACGCUCGACUGUGUGCAAAAUAAUGCACGCAAAGGGUGUUCUUCACAGACUAGAAGAUCUAAAUGUCACCCAAACCCAUCGUCCUGAGCACCAGAAGUCUGCAUGCAUUAAGAAAGAGGGAGAGUCACCAUACAUCAAGGAUGAGGAAGAGUCUGUACCCAUUCAAGGUUUCAGCAAAUAUUUUGGUCCUGAGUGGCAGGGGUCUGAGUCUCCUUCCGUUAAAGAGGAAUUUGAGCACCCGCAAAUGAAACGGGAAGAGCCAGAGCACCCUCAACAGCAAAAGAGAGAAGCGCAACUUCCAAUCAAAAAGGAGGAGGUAGAGCUGCCAUACAUUAAAGAGGAGGACGAUAUCACCAGGUUGACUGGUGAGCCCCUGAAGAGCAAAGAUUGUCUGAGUGAGGCCAGCAGAGGGACGGAGCCUCCAAGCAGCAGCUCAACAGAAGGCUUGCAAACUGACAUUUUCAUCGCUCCAUCAGACAGAAAUGGCGCCACAUCACACUCAACUUACAAUGAUGAUGGUCAUAAGAAAUCUCACCAUGACGACGAACACUGUAAAUGCUCUCAGUGUGGGAAAACCUUUGCUAAUAAGCAUACCUGUCUUAGGCAUAUCAGGAGCCACACUGGUGAAAAACCUUUUGUCUGCUCAGUUUGUAGUCAAGAAUUCAGUCGAAAGCAAGACAUACAAAGACACAUAAGAACUCACACUGGCGAAAAACCUUGUUCCUGCUCCGUUUGUGGUCAAGGAUUCACUCGAAAGCAACACUUGAAAAUACACACAAGAACCCACACUGGUGAAAAACCUUUUUCCUGCUCCGUUUGUGGUCAAGGAUUCACUCGAAAGCAACACUUGAAAAUACACACAAGAACCCACACUGGUGAAAAACCUUUUUCCUGCUCCGUUUGUGGUCAAGGAUUCACUCGAAAGGAACACUUGAAAAUACACACAAGAACCCACACUGGCGAAAAACCUUUUUCCUGCUCAGUUUGUGGGCAAGGAUUCACUCAAAUUAACCACUUAAAAGUCCACACAAGAACCCACACUGGUGAAAAACCUUUUUCCUGCUCAGUUUGUGGAAAAGGAUUCAGUCUAAAGCAAGACUUGAAAACACACACAAGAACCCACACUGGUGAAAAACCUUUUGUCUGCUCAGUUUGUGGUCAUAAAUUCACUCGAAAGGGAACCUUAAACAGUCACACAAGAACCCACACUGGUGAAAAACCUUUUUCCUGCUCGAUUUGCGGUAAAGGAUUCAGUCGAAAGAAAGACUUACAAAGACACAUAAGAACCCACACUGGUGAAAAACCUUUUUCCUGCUCCGUUUGUGGUCAAGGAUUCACUCGAAAGGAACACUUGAAACUACACACAAGAACCCACACUGGUGAAAAACCUUUUUCCUGCUCAGUUUGUGAUCAAAGAUUCAGUCACAAAAGCACCUUAAAAAAACACACAAGAACCCACACUGGUGAAAAACCUUUUUCCUGCUCAGUUUGUGGAAAAGUAUUCAGUCUAAAGCAAGACUUGAAAACACACACAAGAACCCACACUGGUGAAAAACCUUUUGUCUGCUCAGUUUGUGGUCAUAAAUUUACUCGAAAGCAACACUUGAAAAUACACACAAGAACCCACACUGGUGAAAAACCUUUUUCCUGCUCGAUUUGCGGUAAAGGAUUCAGUCAAAAGCAAGACUUAGAAAGACACAUAAGAAACCACACUGGUGAAAAACCUUUUUCCUGCUCCUCUUGUGGUGAAGCAUUCAGUCAAAAGCAAAAAUUAAAAAUACAUUUCACAACCCACACCUGAAAAAACCCUUUUUCCUGCUCAGUUUGUAGUCAUUCGGAAAGAUCGGAUGAAGAGACACGUGUGUGUGUUGGUGUGAGUAGCAGUGGCCAAUGACUGUUUUGACUGUCAUCCAUGCUGUUGACGAUUGCAGUUUUGGGGGCUUACAUGUGCUUUGUCCAAUCCUUGUUUGAUGUAGAUCCACACUAUUGCCUAAAGUAUUGGCUUACCUGAUUUAACUCCCAAGUUAAGUGAAUUGUGGAAACUGUUUCUUAAACACAGCCUCACGAGAUGCUUUCAUUUUUGUUGAUUUUAGAGGAGGCUGUAACGUGCAACUUAAAAUACAUGGCUGCUUAUUCAACUACAUUACCGCCACAAAAUGCAACUUUUAUUCUCAUAAAAAUUGUACAACAUAUUUUCUCGCCAUGACAGUUCGACUUUUUUUCCCCCCAUUCUAACAGUAUGACUUUAAUGUCUUUUUUUUGUGCGGCUCUUAUACUCUGUCGUAUAAAUUGGACACUGAUAUUUUUAUUGUUUGUGCUUUUCAUCAUACCAGCCCCCGCCAAUGAAAAUCUCUCGACUCUGCUGGGAACUUUUAAGUGUUUGUA
Messenger RNA from Corythoichthys intestinalis (scribbled pipefish), 2476 nucleotides. Its product is annotated as gastrula zinc finger protein XlCGF57.1-like. Gene Ontology annotation, molecular function: DNA-binding transcription factor activity, RNA polymerase II-specific. Gene Ontology annotation, cellular component: nucleus. The record is from RefSeq and is a predicted model, not a curated record. NCBI's taxonomy places the organism in Eukaryota, Metazoa, Chordata, Actinopteri, Syngnathiformes, Syngnathidae. Gene Ontology annotation, biological process: regulation of transcription by RNA polymerase II. The transcript has 3 exons. Bases 51 to 1892 code for a protein of 613 amino acids.